UAAAAAAUUUAUCAAAAUUCUUUAUUUAAAAAGAAAAAAAACAAUUUAUAUAAUUAUUUCAUCGAAAUUCGGAGGUUUUGUUGUUCUGUCUCGAUCAGCGACAGAAACAUGCUCCGGAAACAAUUCGAUUCGGAUUGAAGAUAAAAGAUCAUCUUGUCUUUCCUGAGAUGCCAAAAAGAAGAGAAUUGCAUAUGGAUCUUAGAAUCUGUUCGUAAAUUAUUUGUUCCUUUGCUGUUUAUGAAAGCAAUUCUUUUGGUUUCUUAAGGGUAAAAUGUGUUCUGUGACGUUUGUUUCAGAGGGAAGAUGUCUAUGGUGCAACAUAUGACGGAUUAACUAUUGCCUUUGAAUAAUGCAAAUGAUUUCAUAUGAACAAGAUCCUGACAUUGUUCGGUGGGGUCUUCAGCUGUUUAACAGUGAUCCAUAUUCUAGUUGUGGGUAUUAUGACACCACUAUUCCAGAUGAUGUGGAUUAUUAUCAUGGACAGUAUUUUGAGGAAGAUAAUUAUGAUACAGAAUGUAGCAACGUAGAAAAUGAUGAGCUUAUCGCUCAAGCUCUUCAAGAAGAGCUAUCACAACUUGCUGUUGCAGAAGCACCAGGAUCUUCAGAUGAAGAAUUGGAGCAUUUGCAAGCAUCUGCUUUCUCACAAGGGCAGGAGUGUGGCCAAGAAGAGGCUGAUGAUACAGGACCUUCUACUUCAUGUUCUAGCCCUGACAAAAAGUCCUACUGUGGGGAUGAGUGUUCAUAUUCAUUAGAGUUGACAGAUGAGUAUGCUCUUGAUGGAGAAGUGGGAAAAAGGUUGAAUCAGAUGGUUCCUGUUCCUCAUGUACCAAGAAUCAAUGGGGAAAUACCCUCAGUUGAUGAAGCAACGUUAGAUCAUCAAAGGCUACUGGACAGAUUGCAGUUAUAUGAUUUGUUUGAGCAUAAAGUUCAAGGAGAUGGUAACUGUCAGUUUCGCGCUAUAUCAGAUCAAUUUUAUCGAACUCCUGAGCACCACAACUUUGUGAGAGAGCAAGUUAUAAAUCAGCUAAAGUCUUACCCGGAGAUAUAUGAGGGAUAUGUUCCCAUGGCUUAUGGUGACUAUUUGGAGAAGAUGUCCAAGAGUGGUGAAUGGGGUGAUCAUGUCACUUUGCAGGCUGCUGCAGAUUUGUAUGGUGUCAAAAUAUUUGUGAUAACAUCUUUCAAGGACACUUGCUACAUUGAGAUUCUUCCUCAUCUUGAGAGGUCAAAGCGAGUAAUUUAUUUGAGCUUUUGGGCAGAGGUGCACUACAACUCAAUAUACCCCGAAGGAGAUGUGCCACCAUCUGUGAUUAAGAAGAAGAAAAGAAGGGGGAUGUUUACAAAUAAGCAUUUGGAGUCACUGGAUCAAGACUGAAUGAGUGGAUUCUAAGACAGGCACCAAAGGCCCAACUACUGCUAUGCUUAGGCCUCAUUUGUACAUCUCCUUUUCAUGUGAUUGUAGACCGCGUUCUCUUGAAAGAUUAUUGUCUGAUGUAAAACUCUUCUCUUCCUUUCAGCUUGUUACCCUGGGCAAUUGCGCUAGAUUCUUUCUUUUGCUAUCUGUUUUUUGUCGACCUGUUCCAACUUGUGCACAAGUUUUCAUAACUUGCAUGUGCCAUAUUUUGAGGUCACAUGUAUGGUUGGUUUGGGUCUUGGUAAUUGCAGUAAAAAGCAUAUUGCUGGCA
Alnus glutinosa is the source of this 1682-nucleotide messenger RNA. RefSeq names its product OVARIAN TUMOR DOMAIN-containing deubiquitinating enzyme 12-like. The record is from RefSeq and is a predicted model, not a curated record. Gene Ontology annotation, molecular function: cysteine-type deubiquitinase activity. NCBI's taxonomy places the organism in Eukaryota, Viridiplantae, Streptophyta, Magnoliopsida, Fagales, Betulaceae. The coding region runs from base 350 to 1372 and encodes 340 amino acids. The transcript has 13 exons. Gene Ontology annotation, biological process: protein deubiquitination.